Molecule: messenger RNA, 486 nt
Organism: Naegleria fowleri
Lineage: Eukaryota; Heterolobosea; Eutetramitea; Acrasida; Naegleriidae
Exons: 2
Coding region: 1-486 (161 amino acids)
Source: RefSeq, a predicted model, not a curated record
AUGGCUUUACUCGCUUCUUCGCUUCUCUCUGCUCGUGUCAUGUUCUAUGUGCUGCGUUUGGUGGUGGUGUGGGCCAUUCGUAAAGGAAAAUUCACAUCUCCGAAUUCAAUAUUGCCUCAUGGCUUGCAAGUGUUAGACACACCUGCAUUAACGAGCGAGAAAGAUGAUAUUCAACGAACGUCCAUUCGGACACUUGAAAAAAUUGCUGGAUUAAAUGUUGUUCAUCAUCAUGAUCCGAAGAAUACCACAGAAGAGAUCUUUCCAAAACAACAAUUGAUUUUACAGUCACAAAUGAAAUGCAAAAAGUGUGGAUUUGACAAGUUACACAAAGGACAAGUUCGUGAGUCUGGAGGACUCUUAUCCAAAUUAUUUAAUAUUCAAAAUCGAAUGUUCAUUACUGUAUCUUGUUCACGAUGCAGUUUCACUGAAUAUUACGAAACCUCUCAAAGUUUCGUCUCUGAUGUGAUUGAAAUGAUGUUGAAAUAA